Messenger RNA from Lactuca saligna, 599 nucleotides. Lineage: Eukaryota; Viridiplantae; Streptophyta; Magnoliopsida; Asterales; Asteraceae. The record is from the annotation of a GenBank genome assembly.
CAUCAACUUCGGCAUUGAGCAUCAGAAAUUGUAACCAUCAAUACCUUCGAGUUAACCAAAUCACAACAAAUUUACAUCGAAAUAUGGAUCACAGAUUCUCAAAACAUGACACUGGAGUUGAGAUCAAAUCAACUAAGGGAUUACUAUUAUCUAAACCUUAUGAACCCUGUCACUCAAUUUCUUCCGCUUCUUCCAAGAUCAACGGCAUUGAAAGAGAAGCAAGUUCAAGUCGCAAGUUAAUUGAAAUCAUGAAACAGAAGUUGAGUCAUGGUGCCCAAAUGAUUCAACUAGGCAGCACUCCAGGUAAAAUCUUUAGGAAAACCUUCGGUAUCAGAGAGGAAGAGAAGCUGUUACAGGCUUCCCAAUGCUUCUUGUACACUACAGCAGGCGAGCUGUUAAAGUUCCAAUAUAAGGUGUCAAUCCCGUUAGGAAAGAUAAAAGGAGUAAGAGAAAGCAUGAACAUGAAGAAGCUGUCAUAUAACUAUGUGGAGGUAGUGACUGUUGAUGAUUUCAGCUUUUGGUUUCUGGGCUUUGAAAAUUAUAAGAAAACAUUAAGAUACCUCCAUCAUGCAAUCGGCCUUGAAUGCUUAAGCAAUUGA